This is a messenger RNA of Magnolia sinica, 1216 nucleotides long. Its product is annotated as cinnamoyl-CoA reductase 1. Lineage: Eukaryota; Viridiplantae; Streptophyta; Magnoliopsida; Magnoliales; Magnoliaceae. The transcript has 4 exons. Gene Ontology annotation, molecular function: oxidoreductase activity, acting on the CH-OH group of donors, NAD or NADP as acceptor. The coding region runs from base 151 to 1128 and encodes 325 amino acids. The record is from RefSeq and is a predicted model, not a curated record.
ACGCCUAAUGGCCGUCUACUUCGGAUGCGCUCAGAACCCACGCGCGCACGUUAUCUGUUUCAGGGAUCUUCUACUUGGAAUGCGCUCAGAACCCACCCGCGGGGGUUAUCUGUUUCAGGGCAGGAAGAAGAAUAGCGAGCGAGAGAGAGAAUGGCAGUAGGAGCGAAGAAGGUCUGCGUUACAGGCGCCAACGGCUUCAUAGGCUCGUGGCUGGUCCGAACACUCCUUGAAAAGGGCUACGCCGUCAACGGCACGUACCAGAAGGGCACCGACACCUCCCACCUCCUCUCCCUCCCCAACGCUAACGUGCGCCUCUCUCUCUUCGAGGCGGACCUCCUCGACGCCCCGGCCCUCCAGGCCGCCAUCGAUGGAUGCUCAGGCGUCUUCCACGUGGCAUCCCCCUGCACCCUUUCCGACCCUCGGGACCCACACCUGGAGCUCAUCCUCCCUGCUGUACAGGGAACCCUCAACGUCCUAGAAGCUUCCAGAACGUCCAAGGUCAGUCGCGUCGUCAUCACCUCCUCCAUCUCCGCCCUCGUCCCAAACCCUAACUGGCCUCACAGUACGGCUCCAGUCGACGAGAACUCGUGGACCGACCUCGAGUACUGCAAAUCCCGCCGGAAGUGGUAUCCGGUGUCAAAGACAAUGGCAGAGAAGGCAGCUUGGGAUUAUGCAGAGAAGCAUGGCAUUGACAUCGUAACAGUACAUCCAUCGACUGCCCUGGGUCCGCUCCUACAAAAGGGCUUGAAUGCGAGCUCUGCUGUGCUGCUAAACCUCCUACAAGGAUCAAUGGACACUCAAGAAUAUCAUUGGCUGGGAUGUGUGCAUGUGAGAGAUGUUGCCAAUGCGCAUGUUUUAUUGUUUGAGAAACCAUCCGCUUCUGGAAGGUACCUUUGCACAAAUGGAAUCUACCAAUUCAGGGAUUUUGCUACGAAGGUGGCUGAGCUAUGCCCAGAGUAUCCCGUGCACAGGUUUGCUGAAGAAACUCAACCCGGUCUCAUGGAUUGUAAGGACGCUGCGAAGAAACUGAUUGAUCUUGGCGUAGUCUUUACACCGAUUGAAAAAACCAUCCAAGAUGCUGUGGCAAGCUUGAAAGCUAAUGGACUCUUGGGACUCCCAAACCAGUGACCUUAGACCUUUUGCAGCCGGAAGAUUUACAUUCCAUGUAUAUAUGCUAAUAAAUUUUGCAAAUAAGCUAUUUACUGCCUUUAUUUUA